CCGGAAGCGGCGUUCGCUCUCGUAAAUUGGCUGUAGCAACUGUUGCUGGGGAGCCGGGGGAUGGACGCUGGGUGCAAGCAAACGGCCUGAGGGAAACCAGAGAAAUAGUUCUAGGACGGCUGUACAGAAACCUUCACGAUGGCCACCCCCGCAGAUGAAACGGCAGCAGAUCUCCCUGUGAGGGAUUUCGGUCCAAGCAUUUCAGAUGCCGUUUCUCCCCAGAGCGCAAAGGCAAGACAAGCCGUUGCACGCAUUUCCAGGCAAGAGCUGGAAGAUAGAUAUUUGCGCAUUCACGAUGAGAACCUGUUGCUUAAACAACAUGCACACAAGCAAGAGGAUAAAAUAAAGAGAAUGGCCACAAAGCUUAUACGACUUGUGCAAGACAAAAAGAAAGUCGUGCAAGGGUCUGGAGUCGUGAGACGGUCUGGGAGGGAUGUGGAGCUGGAGGAAAUGAUUGAGCAGCUGCAGGAGAAGGUCCGGGAGCUUGAGAAGCAGAACGAGAGCUUACAGAACCGCCUAAUAGCUGCAAAGCAGCAGCUUCAGACCCAGGGACACCGACACACCCCGUACAAUUACAUCCAGUCCCGUAUAAACUCUGGCCUGAAAAAAGUCAACGAGAAUGUUCUCAUGCAAGAAAACGUCCGCAAAGGAAUGCGUUUGCAGAAUUCUGAUUUUACCCCAAGAUCUACUCAAGCACCACUUCCAAGAUAUGGGCACAGUUUGCUUGAAGAAGCCAAAGCAGAGAUAAGAAAUCUUGAAAAUGUGGUGGAGUCACAGCGGAGUCAGAUAGAGGAAUUGGAGCACUCAGCGGAGAUUCUCAGGGAUGAACUGCAAAGGAAGGAAAAGGACUAUGAAGAAACUUUCCUACAACUUAGAGAGCAGCAAACAAGUGGUCAAAGGACAACAAUCAAAGAGAAUGUCCUUACGAUUAAACUCCAGAAACAGCUAGCAGACAAGAGCAGGGCUUUCACCGAGCUGGAGAGCAAGUUCCAUCUGCUCCAAGACAAUUUAAAAGCCAUGAAAGCGAGUCAAGAAGCAUUUGUGAGUGAAGUAGAAAGCCUUAAUGGCCAGCUAAAAGAAGAGCGCCUGAAGAACUUUCACCUGGAGAAGCAAGUGCAGUCUAACACCUUCUCCCAGCGAAGGAUUGAAGAGCUUCUUGAUCGAAUCAGUGACUUGGAGAAGGAACGGGAUCUCUUGAAGCAAAACUCUGACAAACUGUUCAACAGCGCCUUUGAAGUUAGCAACAGUCAAGAACAACAACGGAAGAUGAGGGAACAGCAGCUGAAACUUCAGAUUGCCCAGCUGGAGGCCGCCCUUAGAUCCGACCUUGCGGAUAAAAAUGAGAUUCUUGAUAGAAUGAGAAGAGAGCGAGAACAAGCUGAGAAACUUGAUGAAGAAAACAGAAAACUCCAGCUGCGUUGUCUAGAACAGAAGCAUCAGCUUGAUGAAUUUCAGAACAAGCUGAAGUUUUUCACAAAGGAGAGCGAUGUCGACGUGACCGAACUCAGCGAAGCCUUGAUGCUUAUAAAGGCACGCAAGCAGCAAAGGAAUGGAGAUCUAAUGUUUUUGGAAAAGGUGGAGGAUGAUGUCAAUAAAGACCUUGAAAAAUCAUUAAGAAACUUACAGGCGAACCAUGCCGAGACCAUCCAGGAGUUGGAGAAGACCAGAAACAUGUUGAUAAUGCAACAUAAAAUCAACAAGGAUUAUCAGGUUGAAGUAGAAGCAGUGACGCAGAAGUUGGAGGACAUACGUCAAGAUUAUGAAGUAAAGUUGGAGCAGUAUGCUCACCUCCUUGAUGUCAGAGCAGCACGGAUACGCAAACUAGAAGCCCAGCUGAAGGACAUUGCAUAUGGCACAAAGCAAUACAAGUUUACACCAGACGUAACACCAGAUGAUGACGUGGAAGAAUUUGAUGAAUCAUUGCACUUACAAAGGGGUGAAAAUCUUCUUGAGAUCCAUAUAUCCAAGGCAGUUUUCUCUCCAGCAGCUGGCAACAGCUUCGGAGACCAGGAACCUGCUACCUUCUGCACAUAUGCUUUUUAUGACUUUGAACUCCAAACCACACCCGUUGUGCGUGGUUUGCAACCAUCCUAUGACUUUGGUUCUCAAUAUCUGGUACGAGUUGAUGACUUUUUCCUACAGUACUUGCAAAAGAACAGUGUAAGGUUGGAGGUCCACAUGGCAAUUGGCACUGAUUAUAGGACAGUUGCUGUAUGUCAGCUGAGAUUCCAUGAUAUUCUGGAGAAGACUGGGAGGAUAUAUUCCAGCGCUGUGCUGGUUGGAGCUGACAAUGACAUUAAUAAUUACGGUACAGUGGAGUAUUGGAUUAGGCUAAAUGUUCCCAUGGAGCAAGCUGUUCGACUCUAUAAAGAACGUGCGAAGGCCCUUGGCUAUAUUACAUCAAACCUUAAGGAACCACUUCAGAAUAAUCAAGCGUUAGAGGUGAGAAAAGCAGAGACCCUUGGCCUGAAAGAAGACAAUGUCAAUGAGCUGUUUAUUACCAUAAAUAGCUGCAGCAAUUUACAGCCCGGGACCAGUUUACAGCAACCCAGCCCUUAUGUUGCCUACACAUUUUUUCACUUCAGUGACCACUACACUCCUAUCAUUACAAGCAGCAACAAUCCUCAAUUCGAAGAUCACAAGUGCUUUCCGGUACCAAUGACUGCUGAUUUGGACCGAUAUCUGAAGUCCGAUUCCCUUGUUUUGUAUGUAUUCGAUGAUGAAGAAAUGAGCAGUGCCUACCAUGGUAAAGCCAGGGUUCCCCUCAUCCCGCUUGCUCAUGAUAAAUGCGUCUCAGGUACUUUUCAGCUUACAGAUAUUAAGGGGAAUGAAAGAGGAACGAUUAAGGUUACUUUGAAGUGGAAAUCCACAUACCUGCCACCAAGUGAAACCGUUCUGACAGGACCAUUGGUGGAUGAGCUGCCAAAGGAAAUAGCAGUACCUGUGCGCUUACUGAAAGAUGAAGACGUGCAGGCCCCAAAGCGGAAAACCUUAGAGCCUGUUCCUGCUGCACCAAUGCCGAAGCCAAGGGCACGAGAAUCUGCAGCAGACAAGAAAGUCUCUUUCACUGAAGCCAUGGAAACCCUGGCACCAAUGCCGAAGCCAAGGACACCGAAAUCUGCAGCAGACAAGAAAGUCUCUUUCACUGAAGCCAUGGAAACCCUGAAUCCCGUUGAUCGUACUGUUGAGGACGAAAAGACAAGGAUGAAUAAAAAUCCAGUAACAGUCCUAAACAUUUCUGAGACAAAACACGACACAUUUGCUGACAAAGGGUUUAGUGGAGAGCGGCUGAACAAAACUGUGGAUGAGAAGGAAAAGAGGUCUCCAUCUUCAGACGACAAGUACGAAGCUGAACGUUUUGACACGUCAGAAGAUGAAGUAACAGAUUUAGAGGCAGAAGAUCAUGAUGGACGACAAACAACAGAUGGAAACGAAUCUACAGAAAGUGACAGUGAUGACUGCAUCAUCCCAGUAGCGCAGGAAGUGAAACCAUUGUCAGAGAGAAUCCACAUUGAGAUCAUAUCCUUGGGUUUGGAUGUCAAUUCAGAAGCUGCACAGAAUGAAACCAUAAAGAGAUUGUUUGUGGAAUAUAAAGUGUGCAAUCUGCCAGCUGAAGAGACCCCGGUUUCCCUCCCAAAACCCACGAAUGGGAAGAAGAUCCACUACAAUUACUCCAGCGUGAUUCAUCUGGAUAAGUCAAGUAAUAAAGAAAAUCGGGACUCAAUAAAAUCUGUACUACAGGAUCCUAAUUCCAGCAGUGCAAGCAUUAAAUUCACGGUGGUUAGUGACCCGCCUGAAGAUGAGCAGGACCUGGAGUGUGACGACAUAGGCUUUAGUAGUGUCAGCCUGAGGGAUAUAUUACAGACUGGUCAAGAUGUCCUCAACAGAGACCUUGAAAUUUAUGAUUCAGUGUCUGGAGAGAAGAUAAUUGGUAAGAUGACCGUGACGGUGGAAGCCGCAGAGGCGCUUCGCUCAUUGAUUCGGGAUUAAAAAGACAGCUAUGUAUGGAAAAAGGGAUUGCAGAACUUGGUUGCUUCCUCCAGAUUUGUUCCAGUUUUGAUCCUAAAAAACGGCUUUUAAUAUGUUGAUGAUAAAGUGAAUUUAAUAGAGAAACCCAGGCCGCAUAUCGCUUACCCAAACCCACGUUUUUCACUUUAAUAAUCACAUUCUUGUUGUUUUCAAUCAAGCGCAAAGUCACAUAAAUAUUUAACAGUUGCUAAAAGAGGUUCUCUGCAUGAAAUACUUGGCAAAUGUUUUUAUUGCAAGAAUGUGUGCGAAAAUGCUAACAUUUGGUGUUAUGUCGAAAACUAUACAUUUUCACGCUAUUUUACCUGGCAGAACAAUAUAGGUUUGAACUGUCUGCAAAAGGGAAAAAAAAAAAUCAAGGGAAUUUUUUUUAUUUGCAUUGGUUUAUGGUUUCCCUUUGAUAUCAUUAUAUUAUGAUGUAUGUACAGAUUUUAUAUACAGUAUAUACCAGUUCCCUUAAUUUGCAUAUUUAUGAUUAAAAUAUCUAAAUUUUCU
Bufo gargarizans (Asiatic toad) is the source of this 4521-nucleotide messenger RNA. It is a transcript of the gene RPGRIP1L, whose product is annotated as RPGRIP1 like. The transcript has 27 exons. Gene Ontology annotation, molecular function: thromboxane A2 receptor binding. Bases 139 to 3990 code for a protein of 1283 amino acids. Gene Ontology annotation, biological process: retinal rod cell development; non-motile cilium assembly. The record is from RefSeq and is a predicted model, not a curated record. Lineage: Eukaryota; Metazoa; Chordata; Amphibia; Anura; Bufonidae. Gene Ontology annotation, cellular component: photoreceptor connecting cilium.